Schistocerca americana (American grasshopper) is the source of this 999-nucleotide messenger RNA. RefSeq names its product piggyBac transposable element-derived protein 4-like. Bases 1 to 999 code for a protein of 332 amino acids. The transcript has a single exon. The record is from RefSeq and is a predicted model, not a curated record. Lineage: Eukaryota; Metazoa; Arthropoda; Insecta; Orthoptera; Acrididae.
AUGUCUCGAAAGAGUCAAGAAGAAAUGCUUAUGGAAUGGUUAGAGAUUCCACUAAGCAGUGAUGACGAUCUUGAGUGUUUCUCUGACGAUUCCAUUCAUGAUGAGACAUAUGUUGCUCCAGAAUCUGUUGGUUGUGAUAGUGACAGUAGUGACGAAGAAAGUCAAGUACCAGUAAUUAGGACUGAAGAUGUUUCUGCAACAAGACAAUCUGAUGUUAUAAUGAAGGAAUCGAUGUCACAGUUGUCUGAUAAUGCUCUGAAACUGCCAUGCAGCAGCAAAAAUGUUACCAAAAACAGCAGGAGUGUGGUUUGGAAAGAUAAACAGUUGAUUAUUCCCGAACUGCAGUCAAAAUUUCAUGGCAAUACUUCGUUACCAGAAGAAGUAAUAAACUUAAAUACUCCAUACCAAUUCUUCAAACAUAUAUUUCCAUCUAAAUUGUUUGAUCUAAUUGUCGAAGAGUCUCAUAGAUACAGUGUGCAGAGUAAUCCUGAUAGACCAAUAGAUUUAUCCUGUGAUGACAUAAAAAAAUUUAUAGGCAUCUGUCUCGUAAUGUCAAUAGUUCAUGUACCUAAUACGAGGGACUACUGGGGAGAAGUUACUGGUACUCAUCUGAUCAAGACAACAAUGACAGUGAAUCAGUAUGAGCAAAUACGUAAGUUUCUUCACUUCAAUGACAACAGUGCAAUGAUACCCAGGGGUGAAAAAGGUCAUGAUAGACUCUUCAAGAUAAGACCCAUAAUAGAAUUGAUGAGAUCUCGGUUUCAAACAAUACCUGUUGAGGAGUGUGUUUCUGUUGAUGAACAGAUAUGUUCAACAAAGGCUAGAAGUUAUUUGAAACAAUACAUGCCAAACAAGCCUCAUAAAUAUGGAUACAAAUUAUUUGUUAUUAGUGGCAUAUCUGGUUAUGCCUACGAUUUUGAGAUUUUCACUGGAGAUGAAAAUGAACCAGAAAAAAGAGUGACUGGGGAGGAAGAUUGGGAGCAAGUGCAAAUGUUGUAG